Messenger RNA from Penicillium griseofulvum, 1260 nucleotides. RefSeq names its product flavohemoprotein (gene fhpA). Gene Ontology annotation, cellular component: intracellular anatomical structure. The transcript has a single exon. Gene Ontology annotation, biological process: cellular response to nitrosative stress; nitric oxide catabolic process. NCBI's taxonomy places the organism in Eukaryota, Fungi, Ascomycota, Eurotiomycetes, Eurotiales, Aspergillaceae. Bases 1 to 1260 code for a protein of 419 amino acids. Gene Ontology annotation, molecular function: heme binding; oxygen binding; FAD binding. The record is from RefSeq and is a predicted model, not a curated record.
AUGGCUUCUAACCCAGGAAUGACUCCCGACCAAAUUGCCCUCAUCAAGGCGACUGUGCCUGUUCUCGUGGAACAUGGCAGCACCAUCACGACUGUCUUCUAUCGCAACAUGCUUGCAGCCCAUCCAGAGCUGAACACUGUGUUCAACACUUCCAACCAGGUCAAUGGUCACCAACCUCGUUCGUUGGCAGGUGCACUUUACGCAUAUGCCUCCCAUAUCGAUGAUCUUGGCGCACUAAGCUCAGCGGUUGAGUUGAUCUGCAAUAAGCAUGCGUCUUUGUAUAUCAAGGCCGACGAUUACAAGAUCGUUGGCAAGUACCUCCUCGAAGCGAUGGGUGAGGUGCUCGGCGCGGCAUUGACCCCUGAAAUCCACGACGCAUGGGGCGCAGCCUACUGGCAGCUCGCAGAUAUCAUGAUCGGUCGUGAAAAGCAGCUUUAUGAACAAGCCGAGGAUUGGACUGACUGGAGAGAUUUCAAGAUUGUGAACAAAGUCAAGGAAUCCGAGGAAAUCACAUCCUUCUAUCUCGCCCCUGUUGAUGAAAAGCCCCUGCCCGCCUUCCAGCCCGGCCAGUACAUUUCCAUCCAGACCCAUGUACCAGCUCUCAAGUACCCACAGGCCAGACAGUACUCUCUCAGCGACCAGCCGAAGCCGGACUACUAUCGCAUCAGUGUCAAGAGGGAACAAGGCCUCAACCCAGCUUCUCCAGAUGCUGCCACCCAUCCAGGUUGCAUCUCCAAUAUACUCCACGAUACAUGCAACAUUGGCGACGUACUCAAAGUCUCUCACCCCUACGGUGACUUUUUCCUUUCCACUACCGACUCGGAAACCGGGAACCCGAUCGUGUUGAUCUCUGCUGGUGUGGGCCUGACGCCACUGACGUCGAUGUUGAACACAUUGAUUUCGAAAUCGGCCGCAACGCGCAAGCUGCAUUUCAUUCAUGGCGCACGUUCGUCGGGCGCGCGUGCAUUCAAAGAGCACAUCUCCGAGCUUCCAAAGCAAUUCCCCUCAAUUCGUGCAACAUUCUUCACGAGUCACCCCUCAGAGGGAGAGAAGGAAGGCGAGGACUUCGACCAUGCUGGGCGUGUUGACUUGGCUAAGUUGAAGGACGAGGACUUGUUCCUUGAUGAUGCCAAGACGGAUUAUUAUAUUUGUGGACCUGGAAAGUUCAUGACAGACAUCGAGUCGGGUCUCAAGGCCAAGGGCGUGGGUGCCGAUCGCAUCAAGAUGGAAUUGUUUGGAACCGGAGGCGUUCCUCAUUGA